UAUUAAAUUAUCAAGGUGGACUCCUUUCUUUGACCAACCUUUCUGUUACGAACGACAGACCUCUCGCAUUUGAUUUAUUUCCCUGAAGAAGAAGAGGACGAUGGUCUCGGAGGUUAUGGAGUUAUUGAAGGAGCACCUUCCGGUGACUCAAGAGCCUUUCGUUUUGUCCGGUGACGUCAACACCGGCCUGGUUCUCGUCGAUGUCGUCAAUGGCUUCUGUACCGUCGGCGCUGGAAAUUUGGCUCCAAAACAGCACGACAAGCAAAUUUCUCAAAUGGUGGAGGAAUCGACGAGACUCGCCAGAGUUUUCUGCGAGAAAAAAUGGCCUAUAUUCGCCUUUCUUGAUUCUCAUCAUCCGGAUGUUCCAGAGGAUCCCUAUCCUCCUCAUUGCAUUGCGGGAACAGACGAAUCCAAAUUAGUUCCAGCCUUGCAAUGGUUAGAAAAUGAGGCGAAUGUGACGCUGAGAUGCAAAGAUUGCAUCGAUGGAUUGCUAGGUAGUUUGGAAAAAGAUGGCUCUAACGUUUUCAUCGAUUGGGUGAAAAAAAAUCAGAUCAAAGUCAUCUUAGUUCUGGGAAUUUGCACGGACAUCUGCGUGCUGGAUUUUGUAUGUUCAACAUUAUCGACAAGAAAUCGCGGUUUCCUUUCACCAUUGGAGGAUGUGAUUGUAUAUUCUGGUGGUUGCGCCACUUUUGAUCUUCCAGUUUCUCUGGCCAAAACUUUAGGAGAUGCAAUUGCCCAUCCACAGGAGCUGAUGCACCACAUAGGCCUAUACAUGGCAAGAGGGAGAGGAGCCAAGGUGGUAUCGGAGGUUUCAAUUAAACCAAUCUGAGGAAGCCACAUAGUAAAGCAGUGGCAACCAAUUUGUUGUCUGCCUUUAUUUUUAAUAAAAUAAGCUUUGCUUUAUAGAAACAUGAAGACAUCUUGUGUAUGGAAGCCCAUUUAAUCUCACCAUGCCUGAAAAUAUUUUUACUCCUUAUACAUGAAAAUAACGGUGGAUUUUAUUUAAAAA
Benincasa hispida (wax gourd) is the source of this 1009-nucleotide messenger RNA. RefSeq names its product nicotinamidase 1. The record is from RefSeq and is a predicted model, not a curated record. Gene Ontology annotation, molecular function: nicotinamidase activity. NCBI's taxonomy places the organism in Eukaryota, Viridiplantae, Streptophyta, Magnoliopsida, Cucurbitales, Cucurbitaceae. Gene Ontology annotation, biological process: pyridine nucleotide salvage.